AUGCGUCUGCUUCCGCAGUCAUUAGCAGCGGCUCUCUAUCGCGAUCCCGCACCUUAUGCUGCAAUGAAUUGCAGGGCAAGCUCUGGAUCGGCAACGGAGAAACCGUCGUUCCGUCCAAAAAAGGUGCUCAUCCUCAGCAAAAUUACCCGAUAUGAAUUCGAGAAGCGGGUACACGGAGAAGAUGAUGACAGAAAACUUGAAGCAUUGCUGAAACGACGUGGAUCAGAUUAUAACCAUUUGUUAAAGAAGCAUCAGAUCCAUCAAACAUAUUUGCAGACGAUUCAGUCAGAACUGGAACGAGCUGGUGUGGAAUCCAAGGUCGUCCAAAGGUUUGACUACACAGAAGAAGCAGUAAACUGGGCAGACGUUGUGAUGACCGCUGGUGGAGACGGAACUUUUUUGCUUGGAGCUUCACGUAUACAUCAGAGAAACAAGCCCGUCAUAGGCAUCAACACUGAUCCUCAAGGAUCGGAAGGCUACAUGUGUUUAAUGCGAAAAUUGCCGAAGGAACAUUUUCGGUCGGCCUUGCAACGAUUGCUCGAUGGAGAUUUCCACUGGUUGUAUCGUCAACGGAUUCGCAUAACACUGAGUGGUGAUAGACAAGCGGGUGUCGGCGAUUCAAUUGAACUUCACGAUCAACAGUUAAAUCGAAUGCCAGCCACAACGCGAUGGAUGGAUGGCCAUGUAACAACAUCUUCUGCCUUCUGUCACGCCAAUCAAGGAGCUACCCCUCCAAGAGAAGACGGCUUGUGCGGCGUGAAAAAGUCAAAGAAACGUCAGCGUUCGCCGCCAGAGAGAGUCACGAUGCAGUUACCCGUUCUCGCGCUGAAUGAAGUAUUUAUUGGAGAAAGUCUUUCAUCACGGGUAUCAUACUACGAAAUACAGAUCGAUAAUGGAAAGAUGGUCAAACAAAAAAGCAGUGGUAUUGCUAUCUGCACAGGCACAGGGUCAACUUCGUGGUAUUUUAAUAUCAACAAAUUAACUGAGCAAUGCGUAUCCGAAUUGUUGCGAAUAACGUCGGAACAGUGCAAUGUGAGUAAUGGUUUACAUUCAUGUCUUUUAAAUAUCUUCGUUGCUCUCCCAGCCGAUGACAAGCAAAUGGUUAGCGACAUUUGUACCAAGUUCAAUCAGCAGCUCAUAUUCGAGCCUGACUCACUACGUAUGGCGUUCACAGUACGGGAUCCAAUCUUCAAUGCAACAUUUUCCCCGUCAACACCUCGUGGAUUUGCGGAAAAAAUUUGUGUGAAGAGCCGUGGAUACGAUGCGCACUUGGUUGUGGACGGCGGAGUCUCCUACCGUUUCAACGAUGGUGCGGAAGCUACUGUGGAAGUGCGCGAAGAAGAUGCCCUUCAAACUGUCAUAUUCAGAUGA
Messenger RNA from Haemonchus placei, 1371 nucleotides. The record is from the annotation of a GenBank genome assembly. NCBI's taxonomy places the organism in Eukaryota, Metazoa, Nematoda, Chromadorea, Rhabditida, Trichostrongylidae.